Messenger RNA from Cheilinus undulatus (humphead wrasse), 4632 nucleotides. Its product is annotated as natural resistance-associated macrophage protein 2-like. The coding region runs from base 232 to 1896 and encodes 554 amino acids. Gene Ontology annotation, cellular component: plasma membrane. The transcript is spliced from 15 exons. Lineage: Eukaryota; Metazoa; Chordata; Actinopteri; Labriformes; Labridae. Gene Ontology annotation, molecular function: cadmium ion transmembrane transporter activity; manganese ion transmembrane transporter activity; iron ion transmembrane transporter activity. Gene Ontology annotation, biological process: metal ion transport. The record is from RefSeq and is a predicted model, not a curated record.
UUAAGGACAGCGUGCUCUGUUGUUGUCAUCUAUUGCUCACAAGUUCAGAACUUGUGCUGCCUUGUGCUUUAUUUACUUCUCCCUUGCUGGAAUUAGUUUUAGAGACAUGAUGCCAGAAUGGUGUUGUGACAUCUGGCGACAGAAAGAAGGAGAUUAUGAAGUGCUGAGUCAUAUCAAAAGCAGAGUCCUUGCUAGGGAGCUGUGGACUUUAGGUCCAGUAGUGAGUCUGAGAUGAAGAAAGGAAAGACUGAGAGGUCCAACCUGAAGGACUCCCCUCAGGAGAAUGUGCCUACAAACAAGUACAGCACCAUCCCUCUUCCUGCCUCGCCUGAGGUCUACGAGGACAACUUCAACUCCACAUACUUUGAAGAGAAGGUUCCAGUUCCCAGAGAUGUUGACCAGGUGUUCAGUUUCCGUAAGCUCUGGGCCUUCACUGGACCAGGGUUCUUGAUGAGCAUUGCUUACUUGGACCCUGGGAACAUCGAGUCUGACCUGCAGUCUGGAGCUAAAGCUGGCUUUAAGCUCUUAUGGGUGCUCCUUGGAGCCACCAUCAUCGGUCUGCUGUUGCAGAGGUUAGCUGCACGCCUGGGGGUCGUCACUGGGAUGCACCUGGCAGAAAUCUGCAACCGCCAAUAUCCCACAGUUCCUCGGAUCAUCCUUUGGUUAAUGGUGGAACUGGCGAUUAUUGGUUCAGACAUGCAGGAGGUCAUUGGCUGUGCCAUAGCUUUUAACCUCCUCUCUGUGGGCAGGAUCCCGCUGUGGGCAGGAGUCCUGAUCACCAUCACAGACACAUUUGUGUUCCUCUUUCUGGACAAAUAUGGUCUGAGGAAACUUGAAGCCUUCUUUGGCUUUCUCAUCACCAUAAUGGCUAUUAGCUUUGGUUACGAGUAUGUUGUGGUUAAGCCAGACCAGGUUGAACUGCUGGAGGGGAUGUUCAUACCGUACUGUUCAGGCUGUGGGCCUGUGCAGUUGGGACAGGCAGUGGGAAUUGUUGGAGCUGUCAUAAUGCCACACAAUAUCUAUCUGCACUCUGCACUGGUCAAGUCUCGAGAUAUCGAUCGCAAUGAUAAGAAGGAAGUGAAGGAAGCCAACAAGUAUUUCUUCAUCGAGUCAACUAUUGCACUCUUUGUCUCCUUCCUCAUCAACGUCUUUGUUGUUGCGGUCUUUGCCGAAGCCUUCUACGAUAAAACCAACAUGCAAGUGAAUCAAGAGUGUAAUGCAACUGGCAGCCCUCACACAGAUCUCUUCCCUCUAAACAACGCCACACUGGCGGUGGACAUUUACAAAGGGGGAGUUGUCCUUGGCUGUUUCUUUGGACCUGCAGCCCUUUACAUUUGGGCAGUCGGGAUCCUGGCAGCUGGACAGAGUUCCACCAUGACAGGCACUUACUCCGGGCAGUUUGUCAUGGAGGGUUUCCUGAACCUGAGGUGGUCCCGUUUUGCUCGUGUGCUACUUACACGUUCCAUUGCCAUCACGCCUACUCUGCUCGUGGCCAUUUUUCAAGAUGUUCAACAUCUGACAGGGAUGAAUGACUUCCUCAACGUGCUUCAAAGCAUGCAGCUCCCAUUUGCCUUGAUCCCAAUCCUGACUUUCACCAGUCUGCCCUCCAUAAUGAACGACUUUGCAAAUGGAUUAUUGUGGAAGAUAUCCGGAGGCUUGAUGAUCCUGGUGAUAUGUGCUAUCAACAUGUACUUUGUGGUGGUUUACGUCACAACACUGGACAGUACCCUGCUCUACGUCCUCGCCUCCCUCCUCUCUGUAGCCUAUCUGUGUUUUGUUGCCUACCUGGUUUGGUACUGCUUGGUUGCCUUGGGAGUUUCCUGCCUGGACUUUGGCAGCCGGGUAAGCAAGCGACCUGCUGUGUUAAUAGAGGAGCAGUCUGAGUCCGACUCGUAGAGCUGAGCAGGACACUAACCACCAGCAUUCCUCUGUCUUCUUGGAGACUCUGAGCCAUGUACUGAACAAGGACUCUGUUAGAGCUUGAAAACAAGAUUCCUGUCAAUGCCACAUGUAUUUUUUUGUCAAGCUAGGAGUCACAAUUUGGUGCUUUAAGUUACCAAGAGAAUCAAGUUAAAACCACACCAGCAUAGAACAUUCAGAGCCAAUGUGUGAUGCUCAAGAAAAGCUAAAAGGAAAUGUGCAGCAGUUGAUACAUCUGUAACCACUGGGGCAGCAAAGGAAUAAUAUCAGUAUCUAAAAAAAAAGGGGAGCUUCAGCUUGUCACCCCAUGUUUAUGAAAACAUGCUGCAGAUGGUCUCUGGUUGGUGACACUUUUAUUCCCGUAGUCAGAAUAACCCACGGUGUCAAUUGAAGCUCAAGCUUCAUUCAUAAGUUCUAGUGAUAAAAGACUUCAUCUAAUAAGAACAGGUCUGGUUAUCAGUAUAUUGAGUAUUAACUACAGUGUUUGGGACCACACCGGCAAAUCUUUACACAAGUAUAGCAGAACAAAGGGAACAGUUUACUAAAGUGUUGAUAAAGUUCAUUUUAGGGCAGGAUUGUAUUGGUCCAAAAUUCCUAUAAUGCUACCACAAAGAAAUUUUCAGUAUGAAAGUGAAAUUUUAUUGAAGAUGUUGCAUCUGCUGUGAAAACAUUACAGGCUUAAGUUUAUCUGCUGAAUAAGCUGUUAAGGUUGAACUUUGGUUAAGUAUUGUUAUGCUUCAGACAAAGAACAAAACCAGCAUUAUAUAGUUUCUGUUCGGUAAAGCCUGACAUAACUAUAUAAAUAAUACAGAUCUUUUAGAACUUGUCUUUCUCCAGCUGUGGUCUACCUCAACAUCCUCAUGUUUUCUACUGAACAGUUUCACUGAGUAACGUCUAACAGCUAAUACCUCUAAUUGGAAAAACAAAAAUUAUGCAGUUCACAUGAAGGUUGUUAUAAGACACCUACUUUUACAAUAAUCACCAAAUAAUAUCCAGCCCCAAAAAACGUAUGGUUAGGGCUUUCGAGUUUGCAGCCUAGUCCUGUCUAAUAUAUCCAAGAAGCACAAGUGUGAAAUCAGAGACAAUUGAUAACUUUCAACCUUCCUGUAUGGAGUCCCAGCUGCAGCCAAUACUAGUCAUCAGAGAGACAAACAAGUCUGUCUUUUAACUUUCCUGACUAAGUUUUUUUUUUUUUUAAAUUAGAGCCUUUAGAUUAAGUCAUAUUUCUCUCAUACGUAAAACUUGCCUGCAUAUAGGGUUAAUUCUUUCAGAGAGCUGAACGUUUAUAAAACUCUUAUGAGGCUACUUAUCUCAUAAGAUCGGCCUCUUAUGAAGUGCAAAUUCAGUGUAAUAAUGAGCAUCACAUGAGCUUUACCAUGGGAUUAUCAACUGACAACCUCAUCCUCAGAACAAGUCUCAGUAACAAGGAUCCCUGUUGCUUGGGUUGAUCAAUAAUUUAGCAGAAGUCAUCACUGUUAGUGUAAAUAGAGAAAAUUAGCUUGUUGCACAGUGAAGGAUUUGUUAGAUAAAGAAAUAAUCUGCAUAAAAAUUGAUUUGUUUUUGCUUUUCUAAAGUGAAAGAAGGGAAGCACUUCUUUCAUUUAAUAAAACUUUGUAAGGAAACUAAUUAACUGUACUGCUAUGCAAAGAGGGAAAUGAGCUGCCUAUUGGGCAGGACUGAUUGGAUGUAAAGUCUGUUUAAAGAAAAGUAAAAGGAAGCCCAAUAAGUACCUGUGAAGUUAUUCAGGUACAGCUCUGAGAGCUUUAGGAUCUUUUUGACAGUUCAGAUGGUAGGUGUUUAUGAAUAAAAGUCCCAACAGGAAUUUAUGUCCUCCCCCUUCAACACUUUUUUUUUAACUUUGCUUUAUCUUUAACCUAUAAAAACACUAUAUAUACACACACACACUAUAUAUAUAUAUUCACUAAUAAUACUACCAGAUAUAUACAUUCAUAGAAAGAUUACCUCUAUAACUUCAUUUCAAGCAUACAUGCUUAGUAAGGGAAAAUAUUUCAUAUUUUAUUUUAAAAAAGCCAAGUGCCAUCAUUUUCGCACACUGAGACUUCAGCAAGCACCCUCUCUGCCGUCACACAGCCAAGUCUCUCCACAUGGGGCAACAUAAAAAAUCUAAGCAGCAGGGCUUUGAUAAAAUGUGGAAGGAAAUCUCAGAAAAGGUGACUAAAUUCAUGAAGUGCAGGUACAGUCUGAAUUUUCCAUUGUUAAAUAAAUAAUUAUAUCAUAACUUUUGCUAAUAGGCUGUAAUUAUUGUACUAAAGCACCAAAUGUAGCAAUAUCCACUUAAGAUAUACUUCUUGACCAGUUCAUGUGUUGGGUUAUGCCACAAUCACUGCAAACUCUCAGGUUUCUCUACAAGUUGUUAUUGUAUUAAAUGUUCUCCUCAUUGUGGUGGUUAUGGCAGAGCUGCAGGUCUCUGGUUCAGAGUUCUCAGAAGUUUUCUUCGAGUUCUUCAGAUUUUUCAUCGUGGUGGUCGAAAUGUAACUUACUUAGCCCACUGUGAGUUCAUGGAGGGUCUUCAGAGCACCUGUCUGAGAAAUAUAAAUGCUUUUGCACAUUUGUACUGUUACAGAAGAAAGUUUGAAGUAGUGUGCACUGAACUUAUCGCUAAUUUCUGCUCUUUAUGAUUAAAUGAAUACUGUCUGUUGUUGCUACUGGAUAAAGAACAUCAUGUGUUCAUAAUAAAUGGGAAGUACUGCA